This is a messenger RNA of Branchiostoma belcheri (Belcher's lancelet), 2021 nucleotides long. RefSeq lists its product as uncharacterized. Lineage: Eukaryota; Metazoa; Chordata; Leptocardii; Amphioxiformes; Branchiostomatidae. The transcript is spliced from 4 exons. The record is from RefSeq and is a predicted model, not a curated record. Bases 181 to 1503 code for a protein of 440 amino acids.
AACAUGGGAAAUCCGGGUCAGAGGUGACGACUCCGUCAGCCUUCACUGAUUUUUUACUUGGAAGAUGAGGUUGGUGUGUCAGGGAUGUCGCUAGCAGAGGCGAGUAGCUUUUAGAUGUAAAGUAAUACCAUCGCUUGAUUCUUGUUCUGCAUCCAACCGUAUACGUGUAGCUUUCGAGCAAUGGCGCUGUUUACAAAAAAUAACCUCGCGAUCUUUGCGCUGAUAGCCUCGGUCAGUCUUGUUGGCCAAAGCUCGGCCUUGUCAGAGGGAAGUAACAUCAAAGAUGAAGUCGUGUCAUACUGGAUAGAUAACGGGUGUAACUUCCCUCCCCGGACGUUCUACAACAGUGACAAGUUAGACGUGUGUGACCGGCCCUACCGCACGGGGGACAGAACGUCCGGUCUCUGCAGGUUCUUUUAUGAAGUGUCCAAAGACCUGUGUUACGCCGCCUCGGGAGAGACCGAGGACGCGCAGAUGCUGGAGAUGUUAACGUUGGACAGCUACAUUCUCGUCCUGGACAACAGACGGCUCUGUCACAUCUUCCUGUCUAUGGACAGGGGAGGGAUCCUACCUGAGGUGAACGAUAUGACCAGGGGCUGGUACAAAAAGGCGAGAAGCAUCCUGACGACAGAACGGUCGUGUACAGCCGUGUGUGACUCGGCAGGCAUGCACCCGCUCUGCGUCGCCAUCUUUGUGUCGUUCGAAUACAUCCGGGACGUUCAGCCGCCGAUGUACGGUGACCUGUUCAGGAACAAAGAUGACUACUACAACUACGACUACACCGACGAUGACAAUGAAGAUGAGACACUCAACGACGGGGAGACAGACAACACGACGACAGGUAACGCGACGUCACUUCCGGGCACGAUCAGCAACAACAACACCUCAGCGGUCAACCUGACAUUUGUUCAGUCCAACAACACAGGCACAACUACCCCGGGUGACCACAGCAUCGAAACGUCAACAACGAAACAAGAUGUCAUAGAAGACAUAUUUGAACUUGUUGACUACGAAGAUGUCAAGGAUGAGUACGGGACAACCACCACUGCGCGGGGCUUCUCUACUACAAGUCUUCUUGAAGAUGGCGAUAAGAUUGAGGUUAAGAAUGACAACGGGACAACAGGUGCAGUCAACAGAUCCACCUCCCUACAGUCGGCCACCACGCCAACUAUUAUUGCGAACGAGAGCUCGCCGUUGCCAGGGCAACGGAACGGCAGCUUCCCUGUGUACACCGGGAACAAGAACAAAGGCGAUAACACCCACCACCGCCAGGGGGCAGGCCUUCCUGACUCGGACCAGUUGAAGAAAGAAGAACAGAUGAAUUACUACGCCGUGCUGCUUGGCUGUAGCGGGCUCCUUAUAGCAACACUUCUCUAUGUUAUCUACAAGAACAAGAGGGCGAUCGCCAUGCUGAUAGCGACAGGACGUCGGGAGUACCGCAGCGCGCCCAGGCCCAAGCGGACAGACGGGUACCAACGUCUGGGGCAGCAGGACAUCGCUUAGACGCUAUCCAAACCUAGAUUCAGUUUGCCAAAAGGGCGCCAAAAGACUUAUUUAGUCAAGUUCACACAGUUUGUAAGUUUAAUUUAGCAUAUCACCCUGACAUGUACGACGUUAAACAUUGUUGUUUACAAUCCUUAGGUAAUCCUUACAAUUCAAUGUAUAACUGUCGUUAGACAGCUGUUAUUUGGUUCGAAAAGUUGAUCAACUGAUGUAAUUAAUACAAAGAGGACCUUGUUUGCAUAGUCAGUCGUAAAGAGUAUAUCAUUUGCCGAAGGUAUGAGAUCGUGGAACUCUUGUUUCAUUUCGCAUAAAUCCAAAACGAUGCUUUUUGUCGAGUGUGGUGACGCUACACAGAUAGAAAAUUAUGUUCAAACUUCAAAGAACAGAAUGAGAGAUUAAGUUAGAAUUCAACGAGAAUUUUCAAGGUAGCAACAAUCAGGUAAAAUGAUUUCAUGGAAAGCUGUUGUACACCUAUUAAAACUAUUGUAAAAUAAGAAACAGCAUUCAGGCCGUUUCAC